AUGAUCAAGGUUGCGUGUAUUUUGCUGUUUGUGGCAGUGACUGCCACCGCUGGAGGCUUCCACCAGGAGCACCAUCAGCCAGAACAUCACCACGAGGAGCAUCACGAAGAUCACCACGCGCAUCCCAAGUACAAGUUCGAGUACGGUGUGAAGGACCACAAAACCGGAGACCACAAGAGCCACUGGGAGGAACGCGACGGAGAUGUCGUGAAGGGACAGUACACGCUGCACGAAGCUGACGGCACGGAACGGGUUGUGAAGUACACCGCAGAUCAUCACAACGGGUUCAACGCGGUAGUGGAGACGGUUGGUCAUCCCGUGCAUCACGAGCAUCACCACGAGCCACAGCAUCACCACGUGGAUCAUCACCCGGUUCACGAGCAUCAUCACCACGAGAAGCAUCAUCAGCAACGGUCGGGGCAUUACGACCAUGCGGAGAGUUACAGUAAGCUGUCCCGGUAUGAUUAGGGAGAGUGGCUAG
Messenger RNA from Culex quinquefasciatus (southern house mosquito), 481 nucleotides. RefSeq names its product histidine-rich glycoprotein. Bases 1 to 468 code for a protein of 155 amino acids. Gene Ontology annotation, cellular component: extracellular matrix. The transcript is spliced from 2 exons. The record is from RefSeq and is a predicted model, not a curated record. Lineage: Eukaryota; Metazoa; Arthropoda; Insecta; Diptera; Culicidae.